AUGCGAUCAGCAGCAGGUGAGUCUGUUGGAGGAGGGAUAGGGGAUUUGAGGAGAGAGGAGCAGCUUAAGUUUAACGAUGUUCUUGAAAGUGGCUUCCCGCCAGCAAGGCCAGUAGGUAGGGGAGGCGCAGCUCAGAUAACUAGAUCCAGCUGGGUCCCCCGACACGUGGUCUUUGGUGCUCUAGCGUCUAGGCACUCCAAGCCUAGGCUGGUCCCACGAAGCCUGUCUCCCGGCCUCUUGGCCAGGGCGCCGUCCGGAGGGCGUGGUCAGCAUGUGGCUCCCGCUUUCUCCGCGCGCCGGGCCGCGGGGACCUCCGGGACGUCUUUUCGCCCUGGCAGGGCCUGGUCUGUUGGGAGUUGGUGGUGGCGGCGGAAGCGCAAACCCAUCCUGCGGAGGAGGGAGAAACUCAGGCCAUGCCUCCCCCAACACUCAACGCCCCUGGAGGUCAUAGCUUCCCCGCUGAAGCUAGAGCAGGACGUGCAGGGGAAAGUAGAUUCAUUUCGGGCCCGCAUUGCCCAGGAGGCCGAGGAUCUGGUGUCCACCUUCUUCCCUCAGAAGCUGUCAGAGCUGGAUAGUUGGGUUCAGGAGCUCCACCUGCAAGACCUAUCCAGAAUACGUUUGGUGCCAGCCCCAGAGACCCCCGUCGCCCCAGACACUGAGGGGGAUGGGCCCAACCGGGAUCCGCUGCCUCUGCAGACCCAGUCCUCCAUCAAAGUACUAGCAAUGCCAGGCGGCGAGGGGCAGCUUCUGCGAAGCAACCAGCAACUGGUGGAGCUGAUUCAGCCCGUAAAACCCGAGAUCGAGCUGCUGAGAGAGGAAUGCAAUACCGUGCGGAUGUGGGUGCAGCUGCUCCUCCCAAGGGCGGAGGACGGCAACAACUUCGGAGUGUCUAUCCAGGAAGACACCGCGGACCAGCUGCAGACCGUGGAGAGCACAGCAGCCUCCUAUCUACACCGCUUCUCCACCUAUUACAACACCCAGGCCAAGUUGGUAUCCAAGAUAGUGAAAUACCCCCGGGAAGAUUAUCGCCGCACUGUAGCCGAGGUCAAGGAAAACGAGUACCAGAGUGUGUGCCAGAUCCUGCUCCACGUACAGAACCAGUAUGCCACCUUGCAUGAUGUAAUCGUCAAAAACAUUGAGAAGAUCAGGACCCCUCGGAGCACCAACACUGACAACCUAUACCGAGGACCUUUCUCCACCCUGCUUUCCUUCAGCAGUUGGCUGAGCUGUUCAGGCAGCUAG
Messenger RNA from Mesoplodon densirostris (Blainville's beaked whale), 1242 nucleotides. Its product is annotated as proteasome activator complex subunit 3-like. Gene Ontology annotation, molecular function: endopeptidase activator activity. Gene Ontology annotation, cellular component: proteasome activator complex; nucleoplasm; cytoplasm. Gene Ontology annotation, biological process: regulation of G1/S transition of mitotic cell cycle; regulation of proteasomal protein catabolic process; positive regulation of endopeptidase activity. Lineage: Eukaryota; Metazoa; Chordata; Mammalia; Artiodactyla; Ziphiidae. The record is from RefSeq and is a predicted model, not a curated record.